AUGAACUCUCGCGAGCAGUCUGACAUGCCUCCGACGCCUUCUUACCCGUCUCCUAAUGGCGCGCAGAUGGCCCAGGGCGCCAUGCCGUCGUACUACGGCAACCGCCAGCUGACGACCGAGGAGCUUCUGUCGGGCGAGCUGUCGCGCGAGGCAUCGGGCCCUGGUCUAGGAGACGGUUCGAGCAACGGCGUGCAUCACGGCCAGUCGAUGGUUUUGGGCUCCUCGAAUGCCGGCGACAUGGGUCGCCCCUCGUCGGAGGAUCAACACGCGCACUUCCAAUUCACUCCGAGCCAGCAGGUGGGCGUGGACCCAAAUCACGAUCUGAGUUAUGGUGAGCAAAGCGCGCGCAAGCGAUCCAAGAUCUCAAGGGCUUGCGACGAAUGUCGGCGAAAGAAGGUACGAUGCGACGCGACCUCGGAAAACGGUCUCGAGACAUGUUCGAAUUGUCGCCGUCUUGGUGUUGUGUGCCAGUUCAGUCGCGUGCCGAUGAAGCGCGGUCCAAGCAAAGGUUAUAUCAAGGAACUCGCCGAACGCCUUCACACUCUCGAGAGCCAGAUGCAGCCUGGAAUGGUCCAGCCCGAUGUCCCAUAUCAAGGCAUGAGCGAGGUGUCUCUCGGUAGAGGCUACCAGGACUUUACAUCGCCUGUGGACUCAGGUUCGGCCAAUCGCAAGAGAACAUACUCCGUUUUCGAAGGACUCCCCAGCUCCUCGUUUGCCCAGCCUUCGUUCAAUACCCGUGGAUCUCAGAAUACCUUCGACGGACCGGACGCAACGGCAGAUCCAUACAACCCCACCGUUGCCAGCGGUGCUGCCCCGAAGCCUGGCAAUCUGUUCUGGAAUCCGACCGAAGGGGAUUCUGAUCUGCCCACGGGCCUGGAAAUGACCGAGCUGCCCCGCCACGAAGGGGAUGAUGAUAUGACACCAGUCAGCCUCGACGAGGGCGCCCUCGAGGCCUAUUACCAGAAGGUUCACACGCUUUUGCCAAUCCUCCCUCAUACACGGGAACGCACACUGGAACUCCUUCACCAGUGCCAUCGGGAAGCCCAGGAGAUCUUUUGCUAUGCGUUGUAUGCAGUUACACGCACAGAUCUAUCCCGCGUUGCGAGCAACUUUGAGAGAGUUACAUCGUUUGGACAUGCACAGGAUUUGCUUCUGUUCCACACCCGUCAACCAUUGCUGGUUCACACUAUGCCCGUCAACACAAUCUGGCUUCAGAGUCUGAUCUUAAUGAUCAUUGAUUGUGACGCACGUGGCCCGGAUAACCUAGUGGGCAAUGACAGUGCGCCAAAGCACACUUUGGUAUCGGCGGCUAGCAAGCUGGGGUACGAUCUGGCGAAGAUCCAAGGCCAGCUAAAGAACAAUCGAUCUUCAGACCCCGAUGUGGAUUCGGAAGCCAACCUUGUCCGACGCAUCUACGUUUCGCUGACCAUCCUUACUCGGUGGUAUGCGAUUAGUGUGGCCGAUGCGACUGUGCUUGGCGGACAGGAAAUCGGUGGUCGUGAAGAUGAGAAGGUUGUCGGACAGAUCACAACAGGAAUUGCCUCCUAUUCAACCUUUCUAUCGGAAAUGGUCACCUUGGCCACCGUCGAGCCCAACGUCUGCCAGACCAACACCGGGCUGGGACGCAUGGUCGGUGCUAAUCUAGUUGCUUCCCUCGAGCGCCUGGCGGACAUGGAGGACAUCUUCAAGAUCCACGAGCUUCCCGAAAACACCACAACUCGCCCUCUUUUCGAGAGCCUCCAAGCCCAACUGUACUGGACCCUUCGCCUUCUAAUAAAACGCCAUGUCUAUGUCUACAGCCCAUACGAGAUCAUCUACUGUGCACAAGAGGUCAUCAACGAGCUUCACAAGGCGAACAUUCAAAGCCGACUCCCCACCCCCUUUGACCUGCACAGCUUGGCGCUUGCCUCCAUGACCCUUCUCGAGGCGACUGUUCUCCCAGAGCACGAAAAUGAAUGCUGGAGUUCAUUGCAGAAAGUUGAAGAAAUCCUCGACCGGCGCGAGAAGCGAACAGCCAAGGCCACAGAGUUCGACAACAUCUUCGGUACUCCGGGCUGGGACGCAAAGAUCCGAGUCUUCCUCGAAUGGCGCCGUAUCAAGUCCCAAGAGAGCCAGCUCCAGGAGUCGAUCGGCGUUUUGCCAAAGUCUAGCUCAGGGCCGGGGUCCGGUUCCCAGCCGCCGAUGGGCCCCAACGAGCAACGUUCGCUACAGCACCUUGCCGACCUUGCUGUCGGCGCCGAGGGUUCUGUGAGCCAGAAUGCGCCUACAACUCCCCCACCUGGUCUGUCUGCUGAUCAAGGCGAGACAUCGCCUAAUCUUGCUCCGCAACUGGCUCAGUCUCAGGGUGGCAAUGGCACAGGUCGUGUUGUCGUUGAUUUCACGAUGCUAACCCGGGAAGGCUACCUCAAUGUUUUCUCGGGGUUGAUUUACCGUCGAAACCGUUAA
Penicillium argentinense is the source of this 2445-nucleotide messenger RNA. RefSeq names its product putative C6 finger domain protein. The transcript is spliced from 4 exons. Gene Ontology annotation, biological process: regulation of DNA-templated transcription. The record is from RefSeq and is a predicted model, not a curated record. Lineage: Eukaryota; Fungi; Ascomycota; Eurotiomycetes; Eurotiales; Aspergillaceae. Gene Ontology annotation, molecular function: zinc ion binding; DNA-binding transcription factor activity, RNA polymerase II-specific. Bases 1 to 2445 code for a protein of 814 amino acids.